AUGAGCAGCGCAGAUGGCCAGCAAGAUCAUCUCAACGGUCACUCCGGCUUCAUUCUCGCCGUCUUCUGCGUCGUGUCGGCGCUGGUGAUAUGGCCGCUCAAGAUCCCACUCCCAGGAUCCUUGCAGAAUCUCCUACUGUCGGCACUAUUGAAGACCAGAACCAUCGGUCGCCAUGAGUUCACUGCGCUGUCGAACCGAUGUCUCCAUUUCCACCUGUCACUUACGACAGCGCCGGUGAUAGCGGUGAUCCUGCUGCUGGCAACCACGACGAUCCACGGCUCGACCAUCCGCCUCGGCAUCGUCGGCGACGAGAACGUCAAGCCCUACGACGUGCUCGUUCUCUUCAUCUCACUCGCCUACAUCUCGAUCGCCCUCGACGGGACCGGCGCCCUUGAAGCCACGGCGUUCUACGUUUCAAAGCGAGGCGGCAGUUCCGGACGACUGCUCUUCACCUAUCUGUAUGCCUUCUUCCUGCUGACCGCAUGUAUCGUGGGCAACGAUCCGCUCAUCCUCUCCGGCACGCCCUUCCUCGCCUACCUCAGCCAGCACACGGGCCUAGAUCCCACAGCGUGGAUCUUUGCCGAAUUCAUGGCCGCGAACACGGCCUCGGCCGUCCUCGUGAGCAGUAACCCGACAAACAUCCUCAUCACGGGCAGUUUCGGGCUCAAUUACCUGACGGGCUUCACGAAAUGGACGGUCCUUCCCUCGCUCGUCCCCGCGGCGCUUAACUACCCCAUCUUGCUGGGCAUGUUCUGGAAGAAGAUCCCCCGGACGCUCACGCCGCUCACGGACGACCCGUGGAGCAAGCUCCGCGACAGGACUGGCGCAUUCUUCCUCAGUGCGCUGAUGCUCAUCACCGUCGCUGUGCUUGUGGGGACGAGCUUCGUGCCGGGCCAUGCAGUCGAGGUGUGGAUGGUGACUGCACCCGCCGGGGUGAUUGCAUUUCUGUACAACGUGGUGACCGACUGGAUUUAUCCAGAGACCGGCCGGAAGAUUGAAAUUGACCGACAAAGGUCGCGUGAGUCCGCAGCUGAAGGAGCAACGGACUUAGAAGUGGAAACGGAAAGGACAAUGGAAAUGGGUACAAUAGACUGCACGGCUCCAAGGCCUACACGGGCACUAGCCUCGAGCACAAACCAGCCACCUGAUCCUGAGAAAGGAAGCCUAUCCACCCCAGAGUCCAACACGUCGCAUUCUCGAUCACCAACUCUGCCGGCAAGGGACGACGUAAACGCAGAGACGAAGCGCCAAAACGAGGUGAACCCCUCUCCUUCGCGACAGCACUCAACAUCACCCUCACCCUUACCACAAAUCCCCUCAAAAGACGAAUCCCCCAACACGGCCGCCAUGGCAUCUACACGUCCAACACCGAGUUCAGCCUCCCCAGCAACACUAACCUCCCUCAUCUUCGCCCUAGCCGCCCGCUUCCCCCGAACAACGCACACCCUCCGCCUCCUCCCAAUCCCUCUCCUCCCCUUCGCCAUGUGCGAAUUCAUCCUCGUCCGUGGUCUUGCGCAACGCGGCUGGAUCCGCGUCUUCGCCACGGGCUUCUCCCAAGCGUGCACCUCCCCAGCGGCGACGGUGUUUUUCUUCAGCUUCGUCUCCGCGGCCUUCCUGUGUCCGCUGGCGGGGACGAACAUCGGCGCAACCAUCAUCCUCGUCGAGAUCAUGCGCCACGAGCGAUUCAUGGGCAGCGCGCACGUGCGGGACGACCCCCGAAUCAUGGCCGCGGCAGUCUACGCCGUGGCCAUGGGCAGUAAUAUCGGGGCCUUUGCGUAUACGUUCGCGGGGAGCCUGGCGGGCCUGUUGUGGCGGGAGUUGCUGGCCGAGAAGGGCGUGGUGGUCGGGCAGGGCCGGUUUGCCAAGGUCAAUGCCCUGCCGCUUCUGAUGCAGAUCGUCGUGAGUGCGGCGGUCGUGUUGGGCGAGGUGUAUUGGUGGGUGUCGUGA
Messenger RNA from Cladophialophora carrionii CBS 160.54, 1947 nucleotides. RefSeq lists its product as uncharacterized. The transcript has a single exon. Bases 1 to 1947 code for a protein of 648 amino acids. The record is from RefSeq and is a predicted model, not a curated record. Gene Ontology annotation, cellular component: membrane. Gene Ontology annotation, biological process: transmembrane transport. NCBI's taxonomy places the organism in Eukaryota, Fungi, Ascomycota, Eurotiomycetes, Chaetothyriales, Herpotrichiellaceae.